Messenger RNA from Penaeus chinensis, 10215 nucleotides. RefSeq names its product kelch-like protein 5. Gene Ontology annotation, molecular function: protein binding. Lineage: Eukaryota; Metazoa; Arthropoda; Malacostraca; Decapoda; Penaeidae. The record is from RefSeq and is a predicted model, not a curated record. The coding region runs from base 510 to 2324 and encodes 604 amino acids. The transcript is spliced from 12 exons.
AAAUAAAAGGGCUCAGGUAAGGCCUCUCCGGCAGCGUGUCUUUGUUAUUGUUUGUGUUGCGUCGAGUGAGUCAGAUGGGGCUGAGUGGGAGGCCUUUGGACCAAGGUGAACCUCUGUCCCUCCCUCCUCCUCGCCUAUAACUCUUCCUCAAAGCGACCAUGCUUGCUCUCGUGCUUGCGGAUGAUACAUGAGGGACAGCAGUGAGGCAGCGGGGCAUGGGCAUGGAUGCACACAGAGAGACUAUGUUGCGUAGACAGUGGCUCAGGACCAGAAGACGUGUCGCGGAAAGUAGUUUGUUGGUGGCUGUUGGAGUUUCGUGGCGCUGCGGUGUUCAUUGUUGGUGCUGAAGGUCAGUGCUGUCAUAUAUUCCCCCGUAUACUUCCGCUAGUUGAGUGCACAACGGCAGUGUACGGGCAGGCGAGGUGGAGGGAGGCUGGGAACAAGACGUCUGUGAUACCUGUUGAUACUAUGUGAGCACGCCUCCCCCCUGCCUGGGCGUCACGUGCAGGAUGAAGGAAGCCGAGCGCUCCCCCUCCCCCGGUGUGGGCAACGGCCGCACGGGGCCUCGCGGCUCUGUCGCCUCCCUCAGCUCCCUCGGGGGCAGCUCCCACGAUGAGCUCUUCCGUUCCCCCAGGCACGCGGAAGCGGCGCUGCGGCGCAUGGAGGCCUACUACGCGCGAGGACAACUGUGCGACGUUACGCUCGUGGCUGGAUCCCGCCGGAUCAGAGCCCACCGUCUUGUGCUUAGUGCUGCCAGUGAUUAUUUUGCCGCCAUGUUUACCUCACCUGUCCUGGAGGCAACACAGGAAGAGGUGGUUAUGAGAGACAUGGAUUCUGAUGCUCUUCAGACCCUUAUCAACUACUGUUAUACAGGAACAUUGGAACUUCAUGAGGACACAGUGGAAGUAGUUCUGUCAACAGCCCAUCAUUUACUUCUGACUGAGGUAGUAGAUGUGUGCUGUGACUUCCUCACCAAACAACUCCAUCCAGCAAAUUGCCUUGGAAUACAGCUGUUUGCAGACACUCAGGGAUGCUCAGAGCUGCACCGAAUUGCUUCUACAUAUACUGCUGAACAUUUCCAAGAAGUUACACAGCACCAAGAGUUCCUGCAGUUGCCCACUGAAGAGGCUGCAAGACUUCUAGCUUCUGAUGACCUCAAUGUUCCCUCUGAAGAAUUGAUUUUCCAGGCUCUUGUGACUUGGCUGAAGUAUGACUUAGAGAACCGUUCAAAAGACAUGGCCCGUCUUUUAGGGCUUGUGAAGUUGCCGCUUCUCUCACCUCAGUUCCUGGCAGACCACAUAGAGACCAAUUUGCUUUUUAAAGAAGACCGUGAAUGCCAAGACCUGAUUGUAGAAGCCCUCAAGUACCACCUGUUGCCCGAAAGAAGAUCCACGCUCCAGUCGCCCCGCACCAAACCACGGAAAUCCACCGUUGGGGACCUUUAUGUUAUUGGGGGCAUGGACUCCAAUAAGGGUGGGUGGAGAGGAAGUUCUACAGGCAUUGAGAAGUACAAUCUCCGAACAAACACGUGGAACACAGUGGGAACUAUGACGGGCAGGAGGCUGCAGUUCGGAGUGGCUGUUCUGGAUGGGAAGUUGCAUGUAGUUGGAGGGAGAGAUGGCUUCAAAACCCUGAAUACUGUUGAAUGCUACGAACCAACAACAAAUGUCUGGACACAGCUGCCUCCCAUGUCCACUCAUAGGCAUGGCUUAGGAGUGGGUGUUCUUGAGGGACCUUUAUAUGCUGUUGGAGGGCAUGAUGGAUGGAGUUACCUGAACACUGUUGAACGUUGGGAUCCCCAAGCAAGGCAGUGGAGUUAUGUUGCGCCCAUGUCAACUGCCAGAUCCACUGUUGGAGUGGCUGUGUUGAAUGGAAGACUGUAUGCUGUAGGUGGAAGAGAUGGAUCAUCUUGUUUAAGGACAGUAGAAUGCUAUGAUCCCCACACAAACAAGUGGACUCCAUGUGCUCCCAUGGCCAGGAGAAGAGGUGGUGUGGGGGUGGGAGUAGUGAAUGGAUUCCUCUAUGCUGUGGGAGGGCAUGAUGCUCCUGCUUCAAACCCAUGUGCUUCCAGAUUUGACUGUGUUGAAAGAUAUGAUCCUGCUACUGAUACAUGGACACAGGUUGCAUGUCUAAGUUUAGGCUGUGAUAGUGCAGGGGUGAGUCUACUGGGUGACCGUCUGUUUUGCGUUGGAGGUUAUGAUGGCCAAACCUAUCUCAAUCUUGUGCACGCUUAUGACCCUCAAACCAAUGAGUGGACGCAGAUGGCUCCAUUGCCCACAGGACGCGCUGGGGCUUGUGUUGUAGUUGUCAAGAGCACUCACUGACCCAGGUUUUCCUAUACUGGAGUCUAGAGCUACUUCCAUUAAUGGGUACUACAGGGCACUCAAAUGGAAUACUGCGGAAGACACCAAACAGUAGAGAUAUUUUGGAUAUGAAUCUGCAUUUGUGUCUUUGCAAUGUUUGAUAGAUUUUUUGAAAUGUUUUAUGCAUUUUGCAAGAGGCUUUAUGAUGAUGAGACUGUUUUUUUGCAUUUCUUAUACUGUUUCAUCAAAUUAUUUUAUGAUAUAUAGAAUAUAGCAGUAUAACUGAAGUCUCAGUGCAAUACCACCAGUGAUUUUUAUCUUGAAGUUAUUAAAAACAAGGAAAGAAUGUUGUAGUCUUAUAAUGGUCCAGAUCUCAGUUGAGAUACAGAUUAAAUUUUUGCUUUAUUAUUUACACUUUAUUGUUCAUAUUCUUAUAGAUUUCUAUAUAGAGUACUGUGAUAUGAAAACAAUAUCGCUUUUCCAAACCAUCUCACUAUUUGACAAGAUGCCAGUAAUCAGAGCUUGAGAUUUUUGUGUCAAGCUACACUUAACACUCCAAAUUGUAUUCAAAGACAUUAUGUUAGCCGUAAAGAUGACACAGAGUGCUUCUGUAAGAUUCUCCAGAGAUAUUACUCUGUGCUGAUACCUUACAGUGUUUGCUCUUUUUUUUAUUCACUGAAAGCAGAUAUUGCCAGGUCAUAAAGCACUAUGGAAUUGGCAGGAAGAACUGCAUUUACAUUUUGAAUUUAGUGUUGAGUUUAAUCAUUUUUCUAUAGUAAUUCAUCUGUUUUUUAAUUUUGUUAAUUCAUAUGAUUACAAGAUUAAUUUUUUUUUAGACUGGACUGAUUGCAGGCAAGCAUGUAAAUAGGAAAACAAAACCAUUUUCUCUUUCCCAGUGAUAAUUGAAAGUUAAAAGUUUGACCUUAAGAGUCAGUCAGUAUUUAAAUGAUUCAUCCAUUUUUUUUUUUUUUUCUGAAGAAGAAGCUUUUGAAAGUUUCCUGAAAGUACUCAAUAGUAUUUAUCAGGAAUUAGGUAUAAAACCUACAGUAACAAGCCAUGCAUACAUUUAGUGUCCAUUUCUGUAGUAUUUUACACUGUAGAUGUUACUUUGGCAGAUAAGUAUUUUUACAUUAUUACACAGUUCAAAGUUCAUUAAUGGCUCUAGUUUUUAGGAUAUAAAUUGCUAAUAAUGCACAUCUUGUUAGCCUCUCAGUCAAACCUAUAAAAGAUAUUGCAUUUUAUAAGAAAAAGCAUUAGUAUGUAGAAACACACAUGGAAAUUAUUCAUGAAGAGGAACAGUGCAUUCCAAGGACUUACCAAGGAACCAUUGAGCAUUGACUGAACUUUGAAGAUUAAACGUGAUAAUAGCAGGUAGUUUAAAACUUAGAUGAUAGUGUAACUUUGUGAUAUUAAACCCUCCUCCUUUUCUGAAUAUGAAAAUCGCAGUUUGUAAGAUAAGCUGGGACAUUUCGUUCCAAAAGACCAAGUUGUUUGUUGACUCGUGGAGAGGGGACAAGGACUUUUUUCUCUAUCUUCUAUUAUCCAAAGCCAUUAUGUGGUACAAGUUUACUUUGGAGUUGGUACUGUAGCUAUAUGAAUACUAGAUGUAUCUAAAAAAAAAAUUCAGUACAAGGAAAUUUGGAUAAUAGCUACUGGCAUUUUCCCCUCUCCAAAUACAAUGUUUAUCUUUGAAAGUGCUCACUUCCACAUAGACAAUCUCACUCUCAAGGAGCUAUUGGCUCUGGUGUCCCAGGCAGUGGCACUUACCCCAUGGAAAGCCACCUCCAAAUUGAUAUUUUUCUCUCUUUUUUUUUUUCCUAUUGAUUAUGACAUCUACACUUUGUGUACUGUAUUUUAGUAAGAUUUGUCAUGAUUUGAUGGUUUUGAUUGUGUUUCUUUUUUUAUGCAAAUUACUUUUUACCUUCCAAAAGUAAAUAUUUAAUUGGUAGAAAUCAUUUACAGUAGAGAAAAGAAAUGAAAAUUGUCAAAAGUAUAGCAACAAGUAAGUGAACAUGUGAUGCAGGGUAGAGAUUGAGGAGACUAGUGUGGUGAUGGGUGCACUUAGAAGUUAAUUGUAAAGGCUACUGCAUUUACCCAGGGUGAGAAUAUUGAUCAUAGGAAAGCUUUAAUGUUUUUCUCUUGAGAAAAGGUAUUGAUUACUAAAUGUAAGGUGAAAUAAGAGCAAGAAAAGAAAUCAGGACUUCAUCAAUUGUCUAUCAUGCUAUUGUUUUUUGGUCUUUGUAAGAGGAUUUGUGAAUAGGUGCUAAAUUCAGUGCUUUAUGUUUCAUGUUUUGAUUUGGAAAAUUAUGAGGAAGUUGUAAAGAAUUCAUUAGAGUUGAAAUGGAAAGGAAAAUUGAAUAUAUUUUAUAAGGUGUGAAAUUAGGUUAUAGAUUCAUUAAAACAGAAGUGCAACAAGCCAUGGGCAAAAGCAGUGGAAGAAUACAUUUAUCACUUUGAAUAGUUAUUGAACAAUCAAGGUUAAGUAUGUAUUUUUAUCAUUCUAAACAGGAGUAAAAGAUAUUAUAAAGAAGUCUUGUUGGUUCUUUAUGUUAUAGCCUGAAUUGCAUUUAGUGUAGAAACAUAUAAUUUGGAUAAGGCUGAUGUAAAUUAAAGCAAACCUGUUUGGUAUUGUAGAGAAAGAGAGAAUUCCUAUCAAGUGGUGUAUCUGCAUCUUUCAGGACAAGGUAUGUGCUAAACUAGAUUGAUCUCUUAUUUUGCAUUAGGUAAAUGUGCUGUAGAAGGUUAUACAGAUAAUCUGCUACAGUUAUUAUUUAAACACUAAAACAGUAUUUAUGGUUUUGAGAGAUUUUUUUGUUUCUUAAAUACACUUGCAUUGUUAACACAUGUACUGAAACAGUAAAUUAUUAGAUGAAAGAGCUUUCAUAUUAGAAAACAAUUGAAAUCUAUUAAUCAGUGAUUGGAAAUAAAUUGUAAUACACAUAUUUGAUAUGCUAAGUAAAUUUAGAAGCAAGAGGAUUGGUGUCUCUUGCAAUAUGUAGACACUAUAGAUAACAGUAGAAACUCUGCAUCAUAGUUUUGUAGAAGCUUAUGCAUAAAUGGAAAAAAAAAACAAAUCCUCACUCAUGAUAGUUGUUAACAAUUUUUUUUUUAGUAAAGUUCCCAUGUUUGCUGCACUUUUGUAGUAUAGAUAUUAACUGCACUGCCAAGGAUAGAUAUAACAUCCCCAGGAUAAUUAACCAAAUGUACUACUCUAAUUAACAAAAUAGCAAAGGCAAAGAAGCUCUAGGAAUUACCAUAAUAGCAUGACAGUGAACAGUGUUAUAACCUCCCAGUGCUCAUUUGGUCAAAUUAGUGAAAGGGUCUUCCUCUGUGAAUUUACUGAGCAUUUUGAAGUUGUCACUUUGAAAUUUAUCUCUGUUGGAUAUUGAGAUUUUCAUCUUGUGUUCUCAUUAAAUAUUCCAGGUGCUGUUUCAACUUUCUUCUUCUUUUUUUUCUUUGUUAUAAGAAUUGUAAUUAAGUAUAGUUCAUAUAUAAUCACUACCAUUAAAAAUAGCAUCUAUUCAGUUGCACAGUGAAAUUAUUUGUAAGGAAUGCGAGUCUAAAGGGUGCUACACUUGCAUAGGAUUUGUGCUUUUUGUCAUUCCUGUAGUUUUCUAAGCCACUAUGUUCUGUCACUCUCAUAGGAAAUUAUGUACAGUAGCUUCCUGAAUGCCAGUGGGAUUUACAUGAUUCAUAAUAUCAAAUAGCAAGAGGGAUGAGAUCCUGUGGGUUUUGCUCCUGGUACUUCCAAGAACACGAUGGAAUGUGAUAGAUUUGCAUUUGAUUUUGUUAUGCUGCAGUACAAGGGACCAUUGACAAAAGCUUCAAAACAUGAAGAAGCUCAUGUGCACUAAUGUACUUUCUUCAUCACUUAUGUGUCUACUGCCACCUUCUUACUUCCUUACCAUAUGCUCAGAACACUCAUAAUAGUGUAAACCAUGCUGAGAGUCCUUGAAAGUCAUCUUCAGCAUUGUGUAUUAAAUUUUAUAUCACAAGUCUUAGAUCUGGUUCAUGCCAUAUGUGGACUGGAGAACAUUCAGCUGCUGUACUAGUAGCUUAUACUUCCAUCCUGUUACAAAAAUCAAAUUAUUUCAUAUGAUAUGGUCAUAAGUAGAGAGGAUGAAUUCCUGAUGUAAGCAGAAGUAUUCCUUGUUUAGUCAGAAUUGGCUAAUGGAAAUGGUCUAAAAAACCUUUGCCUUUUAUUCAACAAAUUUCAGUUGAAGUACUUGAAUAUGAUGUACAGUUUUUCCCAUGUUCAAAGUAUAUGGGUUUUAUAAUGCAGAUUCCCAACACCUGACCUAACUGAUUAUGCAUCAGAUUCUACUUUAUAUGUCAGCUAUAUACCAGUAGAAUUAGGAAAAUUCUCACAUGUAAAUUUUUCAAGUCCUUGUUAUUGGCAGCUAAACCUAAAAGUAUGUAAUGAUUGUAGAACUUAAGCUCAUGUCCAAUGACCAAUGUAAGUCUUUCACUUUUUGACCUUUAUAACUUAUUCUGUGGGUAGAAUAAGAAGACAUGAAAAAGAUUACAGUAAGCUAUGUUUUCAACCCAAGAGAGUGAUAUCCACGAUGUAUUCACUGACGUGACUAUGGACAUCAUACAGCUUUAACAAUUCAAUCUGGCAACUCAGUUGAUUUGCUGUUCAAGAUUUUAUUGUAUCUGACAUGGGAUGUAAGGAAGGUACCUGGUCCCCUGAAAAUGCUGUCUUUUAAGAUUACAGUAGUUUUUACUGAGGAGCUUCUUUCUGAUUUGUCAUGAAUUCAACACAGAAGAAGCCAGUGCUUCAUGAAUAUAUAUUAGUAUGAAAUAGAUUAUUCAGUGUAGUUAAGGGAAUCUUCUUUUUAGUUCAUACUUUAGAUUCAUUAUACUAAAUGUUAGAUUGUUGACUUUCCUUUUGAUCAAAUGGUCUGUAUGAUCAAACUGGUCAAAUUAACUCUUAAGGUAGACAUAAAUAAUGUGUUCUACUCACUUACAGUGUUAUAGAAUUGUAUUUGAUUAAACAUGAUUUGCAAUAAUGAAGAUUUCAUGAAUUAUAUAUUUUGUGUAUUUAGAUUCAUAAUGAAUAUCAUAAUAUUACUGGCACACAUUUUACAGCAUUUGGAGAAAAAGCAGUUUAGUUUUCCCCCAAAAAAUGGAUGGUUUAAUGUUGCAAUUGAGUGGAAUUACUGUUCAAAGCUAUAUAAAGUGUUCUUACUCUCAGCCAAAUGAUGUGCUCCUCGUAGCUUUAUCAAAGAUUCUCUGCUGCACUGUAAAUAUGUAUUUACUAAGAAUUCACAUCCAGCAGACAUAUAAAUCUGGUGCACUUUUGUAGGGGUGUGUUUUUUUUUAUUGUUUUGAAGGGCUCUUCUCUUCUGACCUGUGGUCCAUUUCUCACUAUACAGGGUAUUUCACAAAUGUCUGAUAAUAUACUGCUCAUAUUUUUCUUGGACUGGCUUCAAAUACAAAUUUUACUCUAUUUCUUAUUCAGGUGUCAAUGACAGAAUUGAAAAAUGUGAUAUCCCUAUGCUUAAAUGGAAGGCAUCAUUUAAUAUAGAUCUAAAUGUUUUAUAAGUGUUUGAUAUUUUGUAAAUGUAAAUGUUCUUGUUGCAAAUAGAGGAGAAUUUUUCUUUUCUUUUCUUUCUACUGGCUGAAACAGUAGCAUUCCAGUCAAAGACGUGAUAAAGUUAUUUUAUGUAAGCAUGAAAGAAUUUACUGGUUAUUUGCAAAGAACUGUCAGGCCAUUCAUAAAUGGAUAAUGUAUGGCUAGAAAGAAUUUACUGGGUUCUUAAUGAACCAAGAUUCUGAAUUCCACCUGUGUACAGUGUGUGGGUAUGCAUUUUUCAUAUACAGUUUAACAAUGUGUGAAGCUGAAGAUUCCAUGCUAGUAAUGUUUCCAGUCAGCUUUAAGAAGGCAUUAGUUGUAAGUUUUCCAAAGUUCCAAACUCAACCUUCAGUAUUGUAUGUAUAUGUUAAGUAUAUUCCAAUGAAACCUUCUGAAAUGGUAUGGUAGUUAUCAAUAUAAGCUUCAAAAUAUGUCUUUAAAAAAUGUCAGAUGAUGCAGUAUUUUGUACAUUUUUAACCUGUGGUUGUGACACCUUCCCAUGUAUAUGUGUUGGUUCAGAUUCAAUGUUCAUGUUGAUAGUUGUAUGGUGAUAUGUUUUGACUUUCCUGAUAUUGAUUAAAAUUACUGAAAGUAAAUGGUACCAUUUGGAAUGAUUAUGGUAUUGGAGUUAAUAGUCCCAUUUUAUGAUGCAAUGUUACAAAAUUUUCAAUAGUGAGACAACUCAUUUAGCAAUUUUGCAUGUAUUAGUGAUUUUUAUUGUAAUCAUUAUGAAGUCUAUUAUUUUACAUGACAUACCACAGUCGGUCAGUUUUGAUUGGUUUUCUUUUGAUGUAUCUACUGUACUUUCACCAGAAGUACUGCUUUUUUGUUCCUUCAGCAAAGAUAGAUAAUAUAGUGCUUGUUUGCAUUUCUUUUUAAUCAUAAGCUCUCCCCAUGUAGGCCUUAGUUGCUUGAGCACUGACAUUGCAGGAAGCAUUGAAAACACAAGACUAAGGGCAUUUUAACAGACAUUAAAAGCAAUUUAGGAUACAGCUGGUCUUGUACAGUGCAGUUUUUGUGUUUGUUCUUUUAUGUCUCAAUUGAUAUGUUAUCCUUUGACACAUUAGAUGUUUUGUCUGAUACCAAAAUAUUUCAACAUUGCACUGAUCAGAAGUUACAGGUGAGUUCAUGAAAGUAUAUUUUCUUCAGAAAAAUGAGUACACAUUUUAAAAUGAUUAUAAUGUAUUCCCUCUCUGGGAAUUGAGGUCAUCAUUCAAGGAUUUAUCAGCCACUUAUCCCUCAGACUUUAGUAGAAUUAUCUUUUAUGACAGGUAUUAAGAUAGUUAUACUACUUUGGGAUUUUCUGUAUGCAGUAGGCAAAUCCAGAUUUCUUUAGAGAGAAUAAGUAAAUCAGUGAAAUUUGUAUUGGACAAGGCCUAAUUGUAUACAGACGUCCUCUCCAUAUUAACAAAGUACAUCAGCUUUAAUUAUCAAAAUGAUAACAGUAUCUAAAGAACUCUAUGUUUUCCUUUGAGGGCUGUAGUUUUUAUGCUGUCAUUAUUUUAAAAUAAAGCAAGAGUAACCAUUUAGAAAUUCAUAUAUGAUGUCUGUAAUUUUUUUAAAAAUUAAUCAAAUAUUAAAUAAUAUGAUGUGUAUUUAGCAAUAAUUUAACAUUCCUUGUAUUCUGUAGAAGACUAAAAAUAGUCGAGAGAUGUAGAAAAUUUGGAUUCGGUUCUCUAACUAAUAUUUUUAAUUUGGAUGAAAUAUAUAUGUGAUACUAAAAGCAUAAAACUUCACUAAAAAGGUUUUAGUAAUUUUAAUACAUCUUUCUCUUUUGCAGUGACAUAUUCAAUGUAUGAGUAGUCAUGUUAUUAAUGUAAUAUUUAAAGGCUAAUGGUAAUAUCAUCUCCUAUUUUGUGAAAAUCACAUACAGGAGUUCAGUUUGAAAACAGUCUAUUUCAUAUGUAAGAUGCUUUUAAAAUCUCUAUUUUUUUUUGUCACUGAUAUAGAUCCUUUGAAUCUGUGGUAUAAGUAAUGCAGUGUGAUAUAUAUGUAUUUUUUGCAUUAAUGUAUUUUCUCAAUUUUUCUCGUUAACGUAUAAUUCGGUAGGCCAAAUUACUGUAAGCAUGAUUAUUAGGAAAAAAUACACUACAGUGGAACAAUUUAACAGAUAUUGCCUAUUGCACAUUCAUUGUUAAUAUUGAACAUUUAUUGAUAUGGACCAUGUCUUUCAUAACUGUAGUAUCAUGUAAUACCAAGAACAACAAAUUGUAGUGUGCAUAUUGCAACCAUCACAACUUAGGCAUCAUGGGGAUGGCUUGUUUAAUAGCUUGUACAACUAUCACUAAGUGCAUUCCCAGCUCUCAGGCUCAGCAAUAAAAUAUGUACCGAUGA